AUGGUUGCUGCAGCUAGCGAGGGCCCCAACACCGAUCCCGGGAGGCGAGAUGCGGCCUCAGCAGUGCCAGCACUCCGCCAGCGCUGCCGGACGCGCUGCUUCGGAAGGGACAGCAGCGACCGCGGAGGAACAGCUCCUGGCAGACCUGCAGCCCCCGCGGGGAGGACCUGGAGGGGCACCGCAGGCCCCAGCGCUGCCCACGCUGGGCGGCGGGGAGGAGGGGGUCACGCCGGCUGCCAGCCUCACGGCAACCCCCACCGGGCAGAACCGGCGGCCCCAGGAACUCCGGGCAGCGCCGGUACCGAGCAUAACAGCCCGAGCGCAGCCCUCUAUCGCGACAGCGGCUGUCGGGACGAGCGGAACGGUUAUUUGGCGUGCGGCGGCUCGCUGCGCUCCCUCCCCUUGGCAGCACUGAACGAGGGACGGGACGGGGCUGGGGCUCGCCCGCCAGCGGAACCGGCCGAGCCCCGCGCCCCUGCAUCGGCUCCCUGCCACGGGCCGCGCCCGGAGCCCGCAGAGGCAGCAGCCGGCCGGCAACGCGGGGCCGGCGCUGGAAGGAAGGGCUCCGGCGCGUCCCGGCAGCCACGGCGCCGCAGCCGCCGCCCCCAGCCCGCCGCUGCCCGCACUCCGCCGCGCGCCGCCGGGGAGCUGCCUGCCGGCCGCGGCUCGGCGCAGGCGCGGUCCCGCCGCCCGCCCCCGGCCCGUCCACGUCGCCACGGCGUCCCCGCCGCGCAGGCGCAGGGAGGCGGCGGGGACCUGCUAGAGGCUGGUUGUGUCCUGGCAGCUGUGGCUAUGCUGGUGGCAGUGCUGGUGCUGGGAGCCCAGCUGGCUCGUGGUAGGGACAUCUCAGGGUUCCUGCAGGUGCAGCACAAGAGUCACUGCUACUUCAGCAACGGCACACAGAGGGUGAGGCUCCUGAACAGGUACAUCCAAAACCAGCAGCAGCUGCUGCACUUUGACAGUGACCUGGGGCACUUUGUGGCUGAUGUGCCCCUGGGGGAGCUUAUAGCCGAAAGCUGGAACACGCAGCCAGGAUUGCUGGAGGGUGUUUGGGCUGUGGUGGAGACCUUCUGCUGGAACAACUAUCAGGUGGCAAAGUCUUUCACCCUGGAGAGGAAAGCUCAGCCCAAGGUGACAGUGACCCUGGUGCAGUCGAGCUCCCUGCCCGAGAGCAAGAGCCUGGCUUGCUACGUGACAGGGUUCUACCCAGCAGAGGUGGAGGUGAAGUGGUUGAGGAAUGGUCAGGAGGAGACAGACCAGGUGGUGUCCACUGAUGUGAUGCAGAAUGGAGACUGGACCUACCAGGUGCUGGUGAUGCUGGAAGCCCCCCCAGAGCGUGGGGACACCUACGUGUGCCAGGUGGAGCACGCCAGCCUGCAGCACCCCAUCAGCCAGCCCUGGGAGCUGCAGGGGGAUGCAGGACGCAGCAAGAUGCUGACAGGGGUGGGAGGCUUUGUGCUGGGCUUGGUCUUCCUGGCGCUGGGGCUCUGCAUCUACCUACGCAAGAAGGGUGCCCUCUUCCCCCGGCUGCAGGGCUCCUGAGCCAGCUGCUUGCACUGCAGCUCUGCUGCACCACCAUCUGUCCUCUGC
Molecule: messenger RNA, 1590 nt
Organism: Dryobates pubescens (Downy woodpecker)
Lineage: Eukaryota; Metazoa; Chordata; Aves; Piciformes; Picidae
Exons: 9
Coding region: 1-1542 (513 amino acids)
Biological process (GO): peptide antigen assembly with MHC class II protein complex; immune response; antigen processing and presentation of exogenous peptide antigen via MHC class II
Cellular component (GO): MHC class II protein complex; membrane
Molecular function (GO): MHC class II protein complex binding
Source: RefSeq, a predicted model, not a curated record